AUGUCCGCUCGGGCUCCGCGUCCCAGCGUUGAUGGACCUGCCCUUCGGCGCGCCACCAGAAGCAGAGCCAGCACAAGUGCUGCUGCUCUAGCUGGACUCGCCACCCAGGAGACACUCCUGCAGCGCAUUGAGCUGCUGGAGAACACCGCUGCCAUCAACCUGCGCCGCCAUGCAGCAGACAGCCAAGCCGUCAAGGAUCGAGCCGCGGCUGCUGUCAAGAGGGCCAAAGAAGAGCAGAGAGAGGCAGAGGAGCAGGCUUCCGCCUGGAAACAGCAAGCUGAAGAGUUCAAGGCACGAGCCGAGAACUUGGAGAGCAAGCUGGCGGAGCUGGUUCGUAGAGCUCGGGAAGGCCAGGUCGAUGCACAAUGCCGCUUCGCUGCCAUCGAGCAGAUAGCUGUGGACGCUAAUUGGCGACCGCAGGGCAAAAAGCGAGCAAGGCAAGACGACGAGGACGCCGCUGGGCCUUCGACCCAAAAACAAAGCCGAGUGCAGGGAUUGCUGCCAUUCCUAGCACGCGCCUACGACUUCUCUUGGCGGCUGACCCCAGAGUGUUCACAGCGGUGCUGUCUGGCGAUGAAGGCAGACAUCAUCUGCUCCCGUACAGGCCCUUUGCUGACUCAAAUCCUCUGCAUUUUUUCGGCGAUCUGGGCUUGGAAUUCAAGCUCUUCUGGCCCCUCUCGCCCCUCGCGAGGCAACCGUGGACAGCCGGUGACAGAAUACUAUACCAAGACGUUCGUACGAGAGACCAACAACAAUGAAGGAGCAAGUGGGUCUGGACGGCCGGGGACAGGGAGCUGA
Molecule: messenger RNA, 798 nt
Organism: Microstroma glucosiphilum
Lineage: Eukaryota; Fungi; Basidiomycota; Exobasidiomycetes; Microstromatales; Microstromataceae
Exons: 3
Coding region: 1-798 (265 amino acids)
Source: RefSeq, a predicted model, not a curated record